AUGGCCAUAUCUGAAAAAGAUAUCCCCCACAUCCACCAAAUCAUCGACGUUGCUCUAUGUCAUGGUUCCAGUGUGUGGGAGGUUGUUAAUAAGCAUGAGGAUGCUCUCGAGGGUGCAUACACCCCUCGAGGUUAUGGUGCCAAUGGCCUUGACAUCACAACUCUUGUUUUCAAGCUCGGUGGGCGCCAGCUCCUUCUCCCCUCUCUCCAUACUCUCCGUUCCAAAUUGACCUUCACCUCAAUUGUGCCAACCAUUGGUCCUAUACGAGAUGAGCAGUUUGACCAGAAUAUUCGGAACAUCAUCAUGACCAUGCAUGCACACUUGUCACUCGCAUCAUUGUGCGGUGUCAGUCUGAUGAUUGAUGAAAUUGCCCUCAAGGAGAUGGCAGUUCACUUUAGCAAGUAUAAUAAGGUCGGGGGACUUUGCUGGAAGCAUUCCCAUGUUGUAGAACCCAUCCUCCACACGUACAAGUCUGCCAUGCACAUAGCACAAAAAAUUCACGAUGGUGAACUUCACCUUGGGAAGGAACUCACAGUGAUCGGCAUCUCUUGCUUUGGCAAAGACGAGAUCUAUCCUAUUUUAGCGGCACCCACCUGCAAGUCUGAAGAUGCCUCUGAUAUGGAACACAUCCUUGCCCAUGUCAUUGGUAGCUGGAACAGGACUGGCGCGUCAGAGUCCGUCAGCCCAAUCUGGUCAUUAGUGACAGAUGGUGAUGUGACUAGGCAUGCUGCUGGUCAUAAGUUAUUCAUCAGGUUCCCACUACCUCCUGAAUCACGUGAAAUCACACUUGAUUUUGACUUCAAGCAUGUUUUCAAAUGCAUUUGUACACUUAUUUGGGCACCUGGGGGAAUAGUCCUAAACAACGGCCAUGUCAUAAAUUCAAUGAUGCUUGCACGGUAUCUGGUGUGGUUGCCCGCCUAUGAUGAAGCAGCAGUAACAAAACUCCUUCACCCUGACGAUCCCCAAGAUGUCCCUCGUGCUGUCGAACUCAUGCUUGCUAUCAUCGAGUUCUCAAAAUCUCAGUGCCAUGUCUUGAACGACUCAUUUUCCCUCGCACUUUAUUAUGACACUCAAACCGUGGUGAAGAAUGCUUGCUUCUCUCUAGCCAAGCAACAGUCACUGGACCCUAUCCUUUUUGGUCGUACACAUAUGAUUGGGGGACACAACUCAGCAUGCUCUUAUGCUCAGGCCAUCAAUCGUCUUGGUGCUGCAAAGGAUAUUGAUGGUCUUGAUCCGGGUCAUCGACGCCUCAAACUUACACGCCACGAGGGAGUUGAUCAUAUCAAUCACGAGAUCUGGAAGGGUGAUAUUGUCGCAAACAGAUGUGAUCUCCCAUUGGUGUGGUGCAAUGGUCGUGAUUCACUUGAUCUGGUUUAUUAUUCCUUUGCUGAUCAUUUCAACAACCCUAACAACAAAUACUUCGGCAUCACAACUGGAGGAGGAACUCGAAGACCCAAGCCAUGUACCAGAACUUCCCCCACCUGUUACAAGCUCAUCACCCUCACAAUGUUUGGAGACCAUCUUGUCAACUGA
This is a messenger RNA of Suillus bovinus, 1533 nucleotides long. RefSeq lists its product as uncharacterized. The record is from RefSeq and is a predicted model, not a curated record. The transcript has 9 exons. Bases 1 to 1533 code for a protein of 510 amino acids. NCBI's taxonomy places the organism in Eukaryota, Fungi, Basidiomycota, Agaricomycetes, Boletales, Suillaceae.